AUGAAACUAUUCUCUUCACAGCACGACUUCCAGUAUCCUUGGGCUUCGGUUACAGCUGCCAAUUGGGUCAAGUAUCCCAACGAAGUUUCCACACAUGUUGUUGCCGUUGACGUUCUUCGCAGAGAAGUUGAUCACACGACAGGAAUGCUGAUCACAGAACGUCUAAUCACCUGCGAACAACCAAUCCCACAAUGGUUGCGUUGUUUUGUGGGAGGGCAGAACCGAUCCUAUGUGAGAGAGGUAUCCACGGUAGAUCCAAGUGCCCGCACACUCACCAUGCGUUCCUGCAACCUUACCAUGAGUAACCUGCUGAAAGUUUACGAAACAUGCGUUUACAAACCUUCGGAGUCAGAUCCCGAUAACCAGACAACAUUUUACCAAUCGGCUGAAAUCACCGCUUAUGCCACGUUUAAACGUAUAUGUGACAAGAUUGAGGACUGGUCGGUGGAAAGGUUUGACCAGAACGCAAAGAAGGGAAAGAUUGGGUUCGAAAGCGUCCUGAAACUUCUGGAUGAGAAACUCGAUAUAGGCAACAAGUUCAUUGAUGAAGUGAGCGGCAAAACUGUGGGCGUAAUCCACGAUGUGAGUGACAAAACCGUCGAUGUCAUCAAUGAGGUCAGUGAUAAGACCGUAGACGUUCUCCAUGAAGUUAGCGACAAAACUGUCGUUGCUAUCUCAGAUGUAAGCGUGAAGACCGUUGGGGUGUUGGGCCAUCUCACCCAAGGUCUAGUUUCCAUCUCUUCUGGCAUUUUCGGUAGAGGAUGA
This is a messenger RNA of Komagataella phaffii GS115, 765 nucleotides long. RefSeq lists its product as uncharacterized. NCBI's taxonomy places the organism in Eukaryota, Fungi, Ascomycota, Pichiomycetes, Pichiales, Pichiaceae. The transcript has a single exon. Gene Ontology annotation, biological process: phospholipid transport. The coding region runs from base 1 to 765 and encodes 254 amino acids. The record is from RefSeq and is a predicted model, not a curated record. Gene Ontology annotation, molecular function: phosphatidic acid transfer activity. Gene Ontology annotation, cellular component: mitochondrial intermembrane space.